AUGGCCGCGGCCGGCGCGCGCGCGCUCGCGGCCCCGGCGGUGCUGGCGGCCUGCGCCGGAGGGCGGCUCGACGGCGCGGACGGGCCGCAGGGCUGGCGCGGGCACGGCCCCCGCGGGCCGGGCCAGCCCACCUUCUCGCUGGACAGCGCCGCCAGGUGCGUCUCGAAGGCUGGGCCGCGCAGGCUGCACGGGCCGAUCAGGCACGACUGCGGGGACGACGCCUUCUUCAUGGCGCAGCCCACGGAGGCUACGGCGACGGUCGGCAUAGCCGACGGUGUGAGCAGCUGGUCUCGCAUGGGCAUUGACCCUGCGCUCUUCGCGUGGGAGCUGAUGCGGCACUGCGAGUUGCUUGCGGAGGGCGUCGGCAUGUCAAGGCCGCGUGACGUAAUGUCUCGGGGCUACUGGAACAUGGUCCGAAGUGGCUCCGCGCCGAGCGGCAGCAGCACGGCCUGCGUCGCCAGCCUGGACCGGCCGGGGGGCAGGCUGACCGUGGCCAACCUCGGCGACAGCGGCGUCCUGCUCCUCCGCGGCGGCGGCGCCCGCGUCGUCCUGCAGACGCAGGAACAGCAGCAUUAUUUCAACUGCCCCUACCAGCUUAUGUUUGUGCAGCCGAACGAUCAGGCGGGACAGGCCCGAGGGGACGACCCCGAGUCCAGCGCGGAGUACUCCGCGCAGGCAGAGGACGGAGACCUCCUCGUCAUGGCGACGGAUGGCUUCUUCGACAACGUAUUUCAGGAGAAUGCGCUCAAGGUCAUCGCCGGCAUGUGCGAGACAAAGCCCGGCGAGAUCGCGGAGGCCCUGGUCAGGCUGGCCCACUCCAGGUCGCAGCUGCAAGAGCACACGCCCUUCAGCGUUUCGGCCCAGCGGCAUGGUGUGAGGCCGAUGCCCGGGCGGGGGGUUCAACCGGGUGCCUUGGGCGCUGCCGCAUCCGAAGAAGCAGUUUGUGAGUUGCAUGAUGUCGUUCGUGGAGGAUUCGUUCGUGUGUUCGCAGGGGUGUUUCCACGCCUCCAGUUCUCAUUGUGCGUGGCAGCAGUGGGCCGUUGA
This is a messenger RNA of Prorocentrum cordatum, 1044 nucleotides long. The record is from the annotation of a GenBank genome assembly. NCBI's taxonomy places the organism in Eukaryota, Dinophyceae, Prorocentrales, Prorocentraceae.